Entrophospora sp. SA101 is the source of this 1104-nucleotide messenger RNA. The record is from the annotation of a GenBank genome assembly. Lineage: Eukaryota; Fungi; Glomeromycota; Glomeromycetes; Entrophosporales; Entrophosporaceae.
AUGAAGUUUGCCAAAGUAUUACAAUCUGAUUCUAAAUUAUUGGGUCGUAUAAAAAGAACGAGUUCGAAAGGACGCCUAGGUAUUAUUGAGGGUUCUUUAGCACAAUCUUCAUCAUCAAGUCUGAAAAAAAAAACGAGUCUUAUCAUCGACAAUGGAAAAUCACCUUUGGAACAACCUCCAAUGCAAUCAAUACAACCACAAUCUUCUUCAUUAUCAAGCCCGAAAAAAAAAUUAAAACUUAUCACAAAUGAUUUUCCAUCACCAAUAAUGCAAUCACCAAUACAGACUUAUCCAGCAUCAACUUCGAAAAGAAAAUUAAAUUUUAUCACCGAGAAGGAGGUAUGCUUCGAAUCUCCGACAGAAACCCUACGAAAGCUACAACAAUUUCCACUACGACAAGAUAAAUCGAUGCAACAAAACUUGAGAUCAAGACCGUCAUAUAAUUAUGGACUCAUUAGAAAAUUUUCUGACAUGAUUGCACCUACAAAACGCACUAGCAAUGAUUUUUUAACAAAAGAAGAACAAGAUUUUUUCUUGGCUCUUGAAGAAGAAUUAUUAAAAAUUUGUGAGUUCUAUGAAAUAAAGGAAAAAGAAACACUUAAUCGUUGGGAAACUUUGAAAGAAUGUUACCAAGAUAUUCAAGAACAAGUGGCAUCUAAACAAAGAAAACAAGAAGCAAAAUGUAAAAGAGCAGUAAAAAAAGCCAUACUAGAAUUUUAUAGAGGUGUCGAAUUAUUAAGAAAUUAUCAGGUUUUGAAUAAGACUGGAUUUGCUAAAAUAUUAAAAAAAUAUGAUAAGAUCUCAUCGCUAAAUGGAACUGAAGUAUACAUGCCAAGAGUUAUUUCGUGUAAUUUUAGCAAGUCUAAUGUUGUGAAUGAUUUAAUUAAAGAAGCCGAGAAUUUUUAUAUAGAUAAAUUUGAGGGAGGACUUAGAAGACAAGCAAUGAAAAAAUUAAGAUUGCCAAAUAAGCAAACUACUUAUCAUUCGGUGUCAUCGCGUGUUGGUAUGAAUAUUGGAUUGUCAAUACCGAUAUUGUUUAAAAGUUUAGUUUUAGCAAAAUCUAAUAGUAAUGAAUAUGAUGAUGAUACAUUGAAUCAAAAAUAA